Molecule: messenger RNA, 7536 nt
Organism: Lepisosteus oculatus (spotted gar)
Lineage: Eukaryota; Metazoa; Chordata; Actinopteri; Semionotiformes; Lepisosteidae
Gene: tmem132e
Product: transmembrane protein 132E
Source: RefSeq, a predicted model, not a curated record
CGGGCCACGGGGACGCGCGUCACGUGACCGCGAUUUGGUUUCUGCUUCUUAACUAUAGUCUGAGUGACUACAGAGAGAGAAAGAGAUUUCAACAGCUGUUGGACCUACUCUGAAACUAAACCCGAGCGAGCGAUUGUUCGAAAUCGGAUCUGCCUGGCCUGUUGUGGAACUUUGCCUGGUCGCCCUGGCAAGACCAGCCCGCGGAUUCAUUGCUUUGAUUCAACUGGGAUUCUAAUUGGGCUCGACAAUGAACUCUGAUGGAGUGAGCCGGUUUGGAUGGCAGAGCUGGGAAUGAAGCAGCAGCUCAGUUUCCGUUUCUUUGUUUCCCUUUCUAGGGUGCAAUGAAGAUGCGUGGCGAGUUAAACUAGUUGGGCAUCCCUGUUCCCUCCCUCUCUGCUCGUUCGGAAGCAGCGUGCUGCUAAAUGCCAGAGUAGGCAACCAGAGCGGUUCUGCGGGGCCAAACAGUGACGGUGCGGUGGCGUGGAGUUGGGACUUUGCUGUACUAGUCGCUUUUUAAGAGGAAAGAGACGGAUGCAAUCCCCGAAAGGUGAAAAGUGUUUUCAUACACAUUAAAGAGACUGAAGCGGCGUGUUUGGACAGAGAGAGAGAGAGAGCUGUGCUCCCGUCGUGGAUUUUACGCGUCGCUGGCUGGAUGUCUGUUUGGCGACUCGUGCUGUGGAACUUCAAUAAAGGCUCAAGUCCACGGGAGGCACGCAGGCACGCGCUGUGGAGCCACCAUCUCCCCUCAACUUGGAGAUCAAAGUUGGCUCCGGCUUGCGUCGUCGGUUUAUGACCUAAUUGUUGCUGCAGAGGGUCGCAGCACUGCCCCGUGAAAGUUGUAGACUGCCGGCCAGCGCGUUACCGUUGUUGUAGGACAGGGUACGGGACGCGUAGUUUCCCCUCACUGGCUUCUGCAAGUCGUCUCUCCCUUUCGCCGGGGCUGUAAACGAGCUGCCAAGAAGAACGACAUGCUCUAGACGCUGAAACAGAGGACUGCACGAUAUUCAGUAUUUGCAAUUUUGAAGCCUGUUGUCCGAGGAUUACAGUUGUACCUGGCUGGAAUUAAAUCACGGCUAACCUCGCCUGGCUCUUGUGGCUCGCUGCGAUCCGGGGCUUGAGGGGGAUGCUGAAAUAACAAGGAGUAAUCGUCAAUCGUGGGCCCCUAGCAGGAUAUCUUAGAGGAACUUUUCCACGAGUGUAGUUUCCCAGUUGCGGCAAUUUCGACCCCGCAAAUUUGCGUGCCUUGGUUUGGUGGCAGUGAACCCUCGCCAGCCCUGACUGAUAUGGACAUUAAAUGGAGUUAGCUGCCAUUACAUUCCCUGGUGAAGUUCAAGAACGCCUCGUGUAAAUACUCAUUCAUCUUGUCCAACUUCAGGCUCCAGAAGUGCGCAUUCCACCGUUCAAGAGUAUUUUUAAACAGAAAAGAGACCGGUUUAAAAGCAUCACUGUGGAUUUAUUGGAAUGUCUACGAUGACAAUUAGACGGAUUGGCCGCGGAACUCUUGAGCUGUUUUUCGUGGCGCUGAUUACAAGUGUCGCCGUCACAGUGGCAAGCAAAGUGCUACCCACCAAUUCUGAUGCUCUUCUCGGUGCCUCCGCCACCUCUGCCACCACCAGCCCUCCUAACGUGUACCUUCCAGCCAGCUUCAAGCUCUCCAACACCCAGCUCGCCUUCUUUCUGCGGGAGACACGCCAAGCUCCACAGGGUAACCAGAGCGGCCACCCCCUGCAGCGGUCCGAAAGCUUUGUGGUUUUUCAGACCAAGGAGCUUCCAGCUGUCAAUGUCACAUUUGGGCCUUUUGCUCAGGACCAGAUCCUUUCCAGAGAUCUCUUGCAGCCCUCCAGCCCGCUGGAAGUCCCUGGCUGGUUAACAGUCAACUGGAAGGUCCGGGCCUUUAUUGUCCAGCCUAGGGUCUUCUCCAGCAACCCCGUUGUCCAGGUGCUAUUUUACAUCGCCGGCCGAGACUGGGAUGACUUCAAAGUGGUGGACAAGUUGCCCUGCGUGCGGCUUCAUGCCUUCCGGGACGUACGGGAGAUCAAGACCUCAUGUCGGCUCCGGGGGGACUUGGCGCGUUGCCUGGCUCAGCUGGAGCUCCCGGGCACAUGGUUCAACAUUAACGUGGCCCCCCUGGCUCGCAGGAAGGUCAUGGAAGGACUUGAAUUGAGUGGCGAGACCCUCCAGGCUGAGCUGUACUACACGGUUCAUGACCCUGAUGGGAACGGGGAGUGUGGAGACAACUCCCCCCGUCGGGGGACAGGGGGUCUCCGAGGAGAGAUGCCCACCCAGCACCCUCUUCUACGCAUUGGGAGCAUCAGUCUCUACCAGCCCAGCCAGGAGCAGAUGAUGAUGGACAAGCAGCUGGACAAGAACAUGUUCCUACGACUGCCGGAGAAACCGCUGAAGCCAGGAGAAAUCCUCAGCAUCAGCCUGUUCCUGGUGCCCAACUCUACUGUUGACCAGUUUAUUCUCAAGGUGAAGGCUAAGAAAGGGGUGAACCUGCUGCAGACCAAGGCCAAGAAUGAGCAAUGGUCCUUCAAAUCGGAGGUUCUCACAGGUGCCAAGCACUCCAUAGCCACCAUUGAGGUUGUCAAAAGGAAGGGCGUUGCAGUGGGGGACAUAACCUCCAACAUUGAGAUCAUGCAGCUGGACUUUGAGAUGGAGAACUUCACCAGCCAAUCGGUCACCCGACGCAUCAACUGGAACAUCGACUACCAGGGCUCGAACCCACCCCCGGAUUCAGAGAAGGUGGUCACAGAGCUGACGGUUGUCCAACGGGACAUACAGGCCAUCAUCCCUCUGUCCAUGGACACCGAGAUCAUCAACACAGCCGUGCUGACCGGGCGGACAGUGGCCAUUCCAGUGAAGGUCUUCUCUAUAGAAAUGAACGGGGUGGUCACGGAUAUAUCCGCACUCAUCCAGUGCAAGUCCACAAACGAGGACAUUGUCAAGGUGUCCAUGAACUGCGACUAUGUGUUUGUGAAUGGGAAGGAGACUCGAGGGUCCAUGAACGCCAGAGUGGUCUUCAGCUAUGAGCACCUGAGUGCUCCCCUGGAGCUCACCGUGUGGGUGCCCAAACUGCCCCUCCGGGUGGAGCUCUCCGACACCAGGCUGAGUCUCAUCAAGGGCUGGAGAGUACCCAUCCUUCCUGACCGCAGGACUGCCAGGGACAGUGAAGAUGAGGAUGAGGAAGAGCGCAAGUACAACCGUGGCUGUGCUCUCCAGUACCAGCAUGCCCUGGUGCGAGUGCUCACUCAGUUCCACACCACCUCCACAGAGGGCACUGACCAAGUCAUCACCAUGUUGGGACCGGACUGGCAGGUGGAUGUCACAGACCUGGUCCAGGACUCUCUGAAGGUGGCCGACCCACGAGUCGCUGACUUGGUGGACAGGAGCGUGCUGGUAGGCCUGGAGCCUGGAACUACCACCCUGAAGGUGGAAUCCCCGCUGGCUGUGGAAGCCGUUCUCGGGGAGGCCUCCUUCUCAGUGACGGAAGACAAGGAGUCCAUCACAGGCCUGCAAAUCCAUGCCAUUGCAGGCCUCUCCCUCACCCUGCAGCCCAGCCCCGGGAACAGCCACACCAUGGUUGCCAAGGUGACCGGAGUACAGACUCUGACUGCUCCCAAACAGGAAGCAAGCCUGUCCAUCUGGGUUUACUACAGUGAUGGCACAGCAGUUCCACUGAGCCUAUUUGACCCCAGAGACUACAAUCUGAAUGGCACCUCUCUGGAUGACAAAGUAGUGACAGUAUCCCAGGAUCCACAGCUGCGCUGGCCUGUUGUGGUGGCCGAGGGAGAGGGCUCUGGCGAGAUCAUCCGGGUGGAGAUGACCAUCUGUGAAGCCUGCCAAAAAACCAAGCGCAAAAGUGUGAUCUCAUCCGCUUCGGUCUACGUCAAGGUCCGCUUGGGGGCUGAGGAGGACUCAGACGAAGAUGGAGAAGAUUACAUAGGCACUCGGGUGGGUCAGGGGCCAGGUCGCAUGGAGCCUGAGGAAACUCUUACUACCAGAAGACCAAGUGAUGAUUCAAAUGUGGGCGGGAGCAGCUACGAGGUCACUAAUGUGCAGCCAGCCAGUGUCCCUAUCGAUUACACCAACUUCCCCACCAGCAACCAGGAAGGGCCGACUGAGGGAGAUGAGGAUGAGGGGGGCUUUGUGCAUGCCCCCCGCAGCCUGACAGACUUGGAAAUUGGCAUGUAUGCCCUCCUGGGGGUCUUCUGCCUGGCCAUCUUGGUCUUCCUCAUCAACUGCAUUGUAUUUGUCCUAAAGUACCGCCACAAGCGCAUCCCUCCCGAGGGCCAGGCCAACAUGGACCACUCCCACCACUGGGUGUUCUUGGGGAACGGGCAGCCCCUGCGGGCCCAGAACGAUCUGUCACCACAACAAGUUGAGAGCCCCAGUAACCCGCUCGAAGGGGUACAAACGUGCUGCCACGGGGACCACCAUAGUAGUGGAAGCUCCCAGACCAGCGUGCAAAGCCAGGUCCAUGGCAGGGGGGAUGGAAGUUCAGGGGGUUCCACCAAGGAGCACAGUGAGGAGCCCCUCAAUUCCCCCACCUCCAAGCGCAAGAGGGUCAAGUUCACCACCUUCACCACCCUGCCCACUGAGGACAUGCCCUACAACUCCAUUCCCAUUGCAGAUGAGGAGGACAUCCAAUGGGUAUGCCAGGACAUGGGCUUUCAAGAUCCAGAAGAACUGCAUGACUACAUGCGCAGGAUAAAGGAAAUACCCUAGGGAUCAUUGGCUGUGCCGCAUUCUUAGAACUUCUCUCUUUCUUUCUUCUCACUUUAGUGGAGAUAUCUUUUCACAGAUGAACAGCAAAAACAGGUCGUGAUUCUCUUUUUUAAUUUCCUUUGCACAGUGCUCCCUCCUGUACACCAACACUCUUUUCGAUGGCCGCGAAAACACAAAGCCAAAGAGAAAAUGAAAUAAACCCUAGUGAAACGGGCUUGUGGCGGCUUUCCUUCGUGACGGAGGGGAGAGAUGUAAAAAAACACAACGGUGAGCACUGUUCUUGAGAUGAAUGGAUCAUAACAGGCUGUACCACAUCUGUGCCAAUCUGGGUGCAGUUGCUUCAGCUUGAAUAAAGGCAGGACUGUUGUCAUGGGGUAGGGGGGUUGCUCCUGUGUUUGAUAGCUUAUCAUAAGUACAAGUACCUUCUGUAAUAAAGAGGCCUUUGAUGUGCAGGUCAGAAAUCCAGAGAAUGUUGGGAAGGAUGGUUUAUACUUAACUGGAGCUAGGUGAAUUUCAUUCUUUGUCAGAACUUUCAAAAGAAUGUUUUGGGAUCUAUCCAUACCAACGGAUGCAAACUGAAUUACUGAUUGUUCAAUAUCCCUUUUCAGAUUUCCACUCAUCUUUACAUUUUUACCCUAUUUCUCAACCUUGCCUCUUUUUUCACUCUUAGCCAAGGUAAUCUAAAACCUCAGAGCAGGCCUGAUUAACAUUCAUCGUGGCACGACUCUCUUGGCAGAAGCUAUAAUAUAAAAUUGCCUUACAGAAUUAACCCUGCUGGUUAAUCCUGACACAAUUCUGUCUUUCCAUAUGGGUUCGAGACACCAAAGGAGGCCAUACCUACCAAUGGAAUGCCACUGUUGGCCAUUUUCUAUUGAGCUGGUGGAAGGAAUCCAUUGGUUUCUUGUAAAGAAAAGAAGUGAGACACCAUCUGUGAAUGGGACGCAUCUUUUCUAAAAUUCUGUGCAUGGAAGGAGAGCUCUGAGGCAUAAUUCAGCAAGUUUCCAAGUUUGUAAAUGUUUGUAUUGUAAUAAUUAUCUAAUCAUGCAUAGACAAUACAUAAAGGAAGUAUGUUAUCAUGCAUUGCAAGCAUGCAGCUUCAGACCUGCCUUCCAGCCACCUUAUAUGUGUAUACUAAAAGACCCUCUUCCUCCACUCUGAAGAGAGAUAGUGUAGUGCUAUGUGGAGAAACCUGCCAAGGUUUCACAUACCCAUUGCUGUGACUGGAGGUUUUCCUCUGCAGAGUUUCGCUACUAAUAAACUUUCUGCUUGAAAGCCAUUUUCAUCCUGCCAUUAAUGAACUCAUGGCAUUUCAGACCAAGAGUACUUCAGAUACACAAUAAAGAUCCCUUGCAGUCCAAAAUCAGCUGCAGACUCCCAAGUUAUCCUUUAAAUAUGCAGUGUAAAUGUCCCAUGUUCAGAAUGGACUUAACCAUAACAAUGCUAAUUAGUGGAUAAAAACAUACACACAACAGUAAUAUUUUUUUAAAGUGCAAUGAGGGCCAUGUCAGUCUCCGUUUAAGAAUAAUAGAAAACAAUUUCCAUUCUGGGACAAGAAAAACAUUGGAUAUGCCGUUACAUUGCCAGGGCGUCUACCCAGUGAAAGUCAAUGUUGCAUUAGCUGGGGCCUCCAGCCGAGUUGAUUUCUUGGACUGAAGCUGGUCUUGUAUCUAUGGGAAUCAACCGGAGGCACAGAGGCUCUGCUCAGCUCCAGUGUCCGUCUGUGGUGCACGUUGGUGCCAAGAGAGUGGCAAUACCAAGAAAUUGUUGACAGGGGUCUGGAUGGCAGGCUUGUGGCUGAACGUUGGCGUGUUCAAUACUUAGACAUUGUUAGUUACGUUCGGGGGUUAUGCACACAUGAGGAAAAACAACAAAGACGUGUUGUGGCCGUUGCAGAUUGAAUGGAAAGUUGGGGGUGUUAAAUAUUAGGGUGGGAGGGGGAUUGCUUCUUCGUUGGCCCCAGGUUUUUAUUUUUUAAAAGUAGACUAGGUUCUUCACAAUAAAAGAAAAAAAACAGCUUUAGCGAAAACAAAUCUUGGAAGAAAAUCUAGGAAUUGAGCAGUAUGGAAAUACUGUCUGUGGCUGGUGGCUUUUUUCCCCACAUGUCAUUGGACCCACCUAACUUAAAAUGUACCUAAAAUACAAUGAAAUGAUGGUUUACAAUAAUAAAAUGUGAUUCUGUACUUUGUUUUUAGGACAGGGGUUUUGGAUAGGAGUUAAUAGGGGUCUGCUCAAGAGAUUCCAGGGCCUAGAAAGUGUCAGUUAAGUUCCUAGAAGCAGCCAGCUUACCAAACAUUAACAACCUGUGGUCAGUAUAUGCCAGAACUGCAAACCAUUAGACAGAGCAAUUACCAUACGUAUCCUAAGCCAGUUGGAUAUUUUAUUAAUGGUUAUUUUUGUACAUAUAUAAUGCAACAUUUCCAAUUAAGACAAAAAUAGUCUAGGAGAAAGGCUCUUUUCAUUUAAUGGUAAAAUAUGUCUUUCAUUAGUCUUUUAUUUAUUUUUUUUUACUUCUUUUAAGUUAUUCCUGUCAUUGUGUUAUUUUAUCAGUACUUUUUAAAUAUGUAUAAGACUUGAGCUUUUCUGGCAGAGAUUGCCCACAAUGCACAUUUCCGGAAUGAUGUGAGCUGCUGUAGGAAACUUUACUCGACACGUUUAUCUUGCUGAGUCUCUGGUGAGACCAGCAGGGAUUUUACAUCGUCAACAACUUAGAUAUGUCAUGUACAGAACACUGUCAAUCUCCCUGUAUUCUCCCGACAACUCCUUGUAUUUUUCCCUGCUGUAUGUAAGUACUAAAGAAAAUACAAAGCA